This is a messenger RNA of Dromiciops gliroides (monito del monte), 2220 nucleotides long. RefSeq names its product ribosome production factor 1 homolog (gene RPF1). The coding region runs from base 78 to 1133 and encodes 351 amino acids. The transcript has 9 exons. Gene Ontology annotation, molecular function: rRNA primary transcript binding. The record is from RefSeq and is a predicted model, not a curated record. Gene Ontology annotation, cellular component: preribosome, large subunit precursor; nucleolus. Lineage: Eukaryota; Metazoa; Chordata; Mammalia; Microbiotheria; Microbiotheriidae. Gene Ontology annotation, biological process: maturation of LSU-rRNA; maturation of 5.8S rRNA.
UGACCCGGAAGUGCACGUGCAGCUGGAGCCGGAAGCGGAAGUACACGCGGGCGCAUCCACACACCGGAGGCCCAAGCAUGGCUCGCAGCGGAGACGCCGGCGGCGGAGGCGAGGACCGACGGGGCGCGAAGCGAAAAGCUCCGGCCGAGGCCCCUCGGGAGGCCCCCGAGGAUGGAGCAACAGGGAGCGGGGCGCCGGAGCAGCCCCAGCCGCGGCCCGCGGCCUUCCCGCCGGGCUUCAGCAUCUCGGAGAUCAAGAACAAGCAGCGGCGCCACUUCAUGUUCGUGCGCUGGAAGCAGCAGCAGCGAAAGGAAAAAUUGGCAGCUAAGAAAAAGCUUAAAAAAGAGAGAGAGGCACUUGGAGACAAGGCACCACCAAAACCAGUACCCAAGACCAUCGAAAAUCAGAGAGUUUAUGAUGAGACAAUAGUCGACCCUAAUGAUGAAGAGGUUGCUUAUGAUGAAGCUACAGAUGAAUUUGCUUCUCAUUUCAACAGACAGACUUCUCCCAAGAUUCUUAUUACCACAUCAGACAGACCUCGUGGGAGAACAGUGAGGUUCUGUGAACAGCUGUCCACUGUUAUACCAAACUCACAUGUUUAUUACAGAAGAGGACUAGCUCUGAAAAGAAUUAUCCCCCAAUGUAUCUCUCGAGAUUUCACGGAUCUAAUUGUUAUUAAUGAAGAUCGCAAAAUACCAAAUGGACUUGUUUUAAGUCAUUUGCCUCAUGGUCCAACAGCUCACUUUAGAAUGAGCAGUGUUCGCCUCCGCAAGGAGAUCAAGAGGAAAGGGAAAGAACCCACACAACAUUCACCUGAAGUAAUUCUGAAUAAUUUUACAACAAGACUGGGUCAUUCCAUUGGACGUAUGUUUGCUUCUCUCUUCCCCCAUGAUCCUCAGUUUAUUGGAAGGCAAGUUGCAACAUUUCAUAAUCAGCGGGAUUACAUCUUUUUCAGAUUUCACAGAUACCUUUUUAAGAGUGAAAAGAAAGUGGGAAUUCAAGAACUUGGACCGCGUUUUACCUUAAAAUUGAGAUCUCUUCAAAAAGGAACCUUUGAUUCUAAAUUUGGGGAAUAUGAAUGGGUUCAUAAGCCCCGUGAAAUGGACACAAGUAGAAGGAAAUUUCAUUUAUGAAGUAUUGAGAAGUAUGUCCUGGAUUGGACCUGACCGGGAACGUUUUGGACUUUUGUCAGUUAUUUUUGACUGAAGAGACCUCUUUUCGGAAGACACACUCACUUUUCAGCCAUAUAUUUGUCAAUGAUGAUCCUUCCACUGAUUGAUUAUUCUUUAAAUUUAUCAGCUCUAUGUAGAAAUAAUAAGUGUGUCAGAGUAUAUUAUAUAUUCAUUUUUUAAGAUAACUUUCACCUUGUACUGAGAGCUGGCAAUAGUUUUAAAAAAGAAAUAACUCAAAGGACACCUGUAUGAACUGAAUCAAGUUUAUGUACGUUGAAAUAAAUGUACUCCAUUUGAUUCCAGGCUUACCCUAUAUCUCUACCCCCCCCCCCAUUUAUUUUAUUUUUAUCUCAUGAUUCUUUGAAACCCAUUAACCACCCUUAAAGAACUACACAAAUGUGAUUUUCAUUUGAAUACUUUAUUGUAUUCUUGCCAGUGUACAAAACAGAAAUCAAUGAAAUUUCGGAGAGGUAGAUGAGAAAGUCUGACACAAGUUGAAAUUUGGAUGAUUAACUUGGCACAUUGUUGUUACACAUAUAGAUUAAAUAUUUGUGCAGGCUUUAGAAUUCUCUCUCCUUUGAAUGGUCACAAUUCACAUCACAGAACAUCACGUCACAGAUCCACAAAUGAAGACUGGAUUCGGAGAUCUGAAAAGAAAAAGUUUACACAGGAGAACGAUUAUUCUUAAAGAGGAAUACAUUCAUACAUUAUAACUAUAUAAAAGCAAGCAAUCUCAGGACACACCAGAAAUGUGGAAUAUAGUAGAGUAUUUGUACUGAAUCGGAAGACGUGGAUUCCAAUUCCUGCUCUAUCUUUUGCUGUCCUGUGAACUUUUAAAAAUUCAUAGCCAGAGUCUCACCUGGAUGAUAAUGGACAAGUGCCUCUAAGAGUUGUGAGAAUCAAAUAACUUGUGUGUGUGCCCAUUCUUCACUGAUUUGUGAAUGCAGCAAGAUUCUAACACAAUGUUCAUUGUAGAACAUGCCUGUAACUAGUAAUGGAAAGAACCUUUUCUAUUAAAAAUACUUUAGACUGGUGCUGCAGCAUCUUA